This is a messenger RNA of Odontomachus brunneus, 7738 nucleotides long. RefSeq lists its product as uncharacterized. Gene Ontology annotation, molecular function: monoatomic ion channel activity; protein binding. Gene Ontology annotation, cellular component: membrane. The record is from RefSeq and is a predicted model, not a curated record. The coding region runs from base 1673 to 7555 and encodes 1960 amino acids. NCBI's taxonomy places the organism in Eukaryota, Metazoa, Arthropoda, Insecta, Hymenoptera, Formicidae. Gene Ontology annotation, biological process: monoatomic ion transport; transmembrane transport. The transcript has 6 exons.
CAAUUCUUAUGAAAAAUCUAUAUAUAAUUAAUCUAUACAUAUAUAAUUAAUCUAUAUAUAAUUAAGUAAAUUAAAAUUUUAUGAAAUAAUAUUGAGAAAUUAAGGUUCUGUUUAUAUUGACUAAGUGUAAUUCUUUGAUUUUAGAUAAUUUAUGUCUUAAAUUUUUGUAAAUGAAAAUCGAAAUUUCUGUUGAAAAAUAUUGUAAAUAUUAACGCAAAAACUUUCUGAAAUAUUUUAUAAUAUAAUUAGUAGUAUAAUUUAGCUGAAUAUUUUAUAAUAUAAUUAGUAGUAUAAUUUAGCUGAAUAUUUUAUAAUAUAAUUAGUAGUAUAAUUUAGCUGAAAAUAAUUUUUACAAUAAAAUGAAUAGCGUUACGUUAUUUUUUGAAACCAUAAUUAAUAAUUAAUAACGCUAUAAUGCUUGAGGCAUCUUUAUAAUAACUUCUGGGAAGAAUUAAAGUGAGUAACUGGAGAAAGAAUACUAUUUUUUUAUUUAACGGAUUUUCAUACAAGGGGAGGAGGGUAUAGUGAAACACAGUUCAGAAUCGAACUCUUACAUUGUUCUGUGAAUACAUUUCAAUUUUCUAUAUAUAGAUAAUAUAUUAUUAUUCUAACUAUAUGUAUGUGCUAUAAUGUCAUCCCAUACCUCAUGUGUGUGUGUGUGUGUGUGUGUGUGUGUGUGUGUGUGUGUGUGUGUGUGUGUGUGUGUGUGUGUGUGUGUGUGCACAUAUAUAUACAUACAUACAUAUAUACAAAUGUAUAUAUACACUGAUGCAUGGGAUGAUCUGUGGCAAUAACACAAUAUAUUGCAUUUAAAUCUCUUAUGAUAAGUAUAAAAUAAGUGAGUAUGCCGAUUUUUAAAUCAUUUUUACCAGACAUUCUAUGUGAUAAGUUUAUAAAUUUUAAUUUAUUGUGUUAGUUGUGGCAAUGUUAUACAUAUCAUUGUUUUUAGCAUUUAGAUCAAAUGAAUUAUUUAACGAAAUAUCAUCAUCUGAUUUCACCGAAUGACACUUUAAACCAAAGAUUUAAUUACAUUACAUUGAGUUUGUUUUAUGAAGACGACUGAAUACAUUUUUACGAUACACAUAUUGUGCAAACGACUCACAUUAAACGAAUACGAAAUAUUAAAUUGGAUCCUAUUUACACUCAGAUAAGAAACAAAAAAGAAAAUAAACCCAACUGAGAGACAUGUUUGAAAUAUUCGACAUCUAUGUCGAAUGACAUUUCGAAAAACACACUGUCAGAAGGACACAUAUUGUAUGUCAGACCAAUGAGGAAGAAACGAUUUUCACAUUCCUGUGAUGUGUCCCACGCGAAGAACGCGGGCGCAAGAACAUAUUCAAUGUCCUUCAAGGAAGACUGUCUUUCCGCAUGGCUCAGCGUUUCUUCGACAUGUGCUUUAAAGAUAUCGGAUGCAAAUAGCACCCAAGCUUCUCGCUAGUAAAACCGGUACGAUGGAGCCAGUACGAUCGCACGUCGUACGCUCCCUCGCUCUCAGUAUGUACUAGCCGGGCGAUCGAACGAGAUGAUUCGAUCGAAACGAUCAUCGACGCUUGCCGAGUUUCAUCUCGUGCAGUCUUAGUUCAACGUGCAAGGUAAUUAAAAUCUAAUGCGGCAACAGGCGGAGAUAGUACAUCGUUUCAGCGUCAAAUCUGUGGUCUCAUCAACGAAAUAAAUGGAAGAGGCCGGAGAAAGAGCGCCGAAACUCGCGCCAACUUCAUCACUGCGCCAAACUGCGACCUCCUUGCUCCUAGCUCGAUGGAUAUCUGCCAAACGCUCCAGGCAAAAUGAGAGUCAAGUUGAGGAGGAUUACAUCCCGUACGAGUGCGCGCCUCCCAACAACGUACCUUCCAUAGAGGAUUAUUCCAUAUGUAUUAGUGAGCGUGGUUUUUCCACGGAGAUCGAUCGCUCGUCCCUACGCAUCAACGAAGAUUUUAUCAGAAAUGUCCUCGUGGAACACACACGGCGAGCAGGCUGCAGAUCUCAACUCUGGGAAGAUCUGGAGGAGCUGUGUAAAACGGACGAGACCAGCACGGAAACGUUCCUCGCGGCCUGCAAGCCUAACGAAAUCAACGUCUUGUUGCUGCACGCGAGUUUCGUUGAUCGUGCGGACCUCAUCCGCUGUUUGUGCGAACACGAAGCUAACGUCGACUACGCUGAAUCUGACCAGGGUCUCACCGCGCUGCACUUGUGCGCGUUUCGUAACUGCCUGGACGGUGUCCAAUGUUUGAUAGCGCGAGGCGCAAAUAUCAAUUUUAACCAGAAGCAUACGCCGUUCCACUACGCCGCUUUCGGUGACUCUUACGAUGUCGCUCAUUACUUCAUGCAACGAAAUAUUGAUCAAGAGUCCUCACAAGAUGAAGAGACAGUGUUACACGUGGCAGCGCGUACGAACGCUCUACGCGUACUUUCGCUGUUAGCACCGAAUAACAAGGAGCUAGAACGAUUAGAUUCUGAUGGAUUCGCUGCUAUACAUCACGCGGCCGACGGCGGACACUCAGAUUGCUUGCACGUGCUUCUAAAGGCAGGCUGUCCAGUGGACCUGCCCACGAGAAAGAACGACACCGCCUUGCAUUUAGCUGCGGAAGCCGGUUGCGUGGACAACGUCGUUGUUUUGGUUGAGGCGAAGGCGAAUCUUCAGCUGAAGAAUCACCGAGGACACACCGCCUUGCACCUGGCCGCUCGUUCUCACAGCCUAGAAUGCGUGGAGGUCUUGCUGAAAGGUGGCGCCGACCCAAACGCGGAGGACGACGAAGGUCGAUCAUCCUUGCACUUGGCUCUAAGCCGGUCUCUCGUGACCGACGAUAUCAUCGAGCUUCUACUGACUUGGAGAGCGAACGUGAACAAAGCUGACAAAUAUGGAUACACACCUCUCCAUAUCGCAGCUGCGAACGAGCUGUCGCGAUGUGUCAAUCUGUUAAUCAGACACGAAGCCGACCUCAGUGCCAAGACAAGCGGAGGUACCAGCGCUUUAUCUAUCGUCCUCCGCAAAACUCCUACCUGUUUAGACGUGUUCGAGCGAAGGUUGGACACAUCCGUAACUCUACACCGGCAAGGAUUCGUCGCAGGCGAACUGGAGCUGCGACUAGACUUCCGUCCGUUACUGCAGCAUAAACGUCACGGUGAGAUCGGUUGCUUAGACACUUUUGUGAAGGAAGGCUAUAAGGAGAUCUUGGAGCAUCCUCUAUGCCAGUCUUUCCUCCACCUCAAGUGGCAGAAGAUCAGAAAGUACUACGCCGCUAGAUUGCUCUUCUAUCUAGUGUACGUGUUAAUCCUGACGAGCUGGGUGAUGACCGGCCUGGCUUACAAUUGUUACAACGAAUCGCAUGAGCACGCGCGCGACCCGCCGGUCUGUGCGAAAGCGACCGGAGCCUACGGCUUUCUCUACAGACACCCCGCGGCACUGGAGAUUCAGUGGUACACGCUGGUAAUGCUCGCCCUGUUAGAGGCCUUUCGCAAGUUCACCGUGUUGCCCAGUUACGUGUCCGUCAAACAGUUCUUCACACAAGCGGAGAACCUGGCGGAUUGGUGUGUAAUACUGAGCGUGUUCGCGACUUCGUUCAUAUACACCGGCAGAACAUACGCUUGGCAAAGCUUCCUCGGCGCCUUCGCCGUCCUUUGUGGUUGGAGCAACUUGAUGCUGAUGAUAGGCCAAUUACCAAUGUUCGGCGCUUACGUCGCGAUGUUCACCAGCGUAAUGGCUCAGGUCUUCAAGCUGCUUCUAGCGUAUGCUUGUUUGCUGGUAGGCUUUACAGCAAGCUUUUGCGUUAUCUUUCCGCAUUCCAAGUCAUUUGGCAGCCUGCAUACGGCUUUAAUUAAGGUCCUCGCAAUGAUGACCGGUGAAUUGGGCUUCGAGGAUCUCUUCUUCCCGUCUAACGAAACGAUCGCUCAAACCGCAUUGUCGGACGUGAAAGGGACCUCUUGGGUUUUGCUGCAAAUUACAGCCCAGAUCUCUUUUGUACUGUUUCUCUUAUUCGUGACGAUCGUACUGAUGAAUCUGCUGAUCGGUAUUGCUGUGCACGAUAUCAAAGGUCUGCAGAAGACAGCGGGCCUCGCGAAGCUCGUUCGUCAAACUAAGCUAAUCUACGAUGUAGAAGUGGCACUCUUUUUCGCGCUUUUGCCAAAACGCCUGAUAAAGCGUCUGCGAUGGUCCGCGUUGGUUCUGCCAUCACCAUUACGUGCCGUUCUAACCGUCCGCCCACUAAAUCCUAGAGAGACAAGAUUACCACGCGAUGUUCUCUCAGCCGCCUAUAAAAUAGCCAAGGAAGGAGACGGGCAUAGUAAUUUCGCCUCAUCACGCAAGAAAACCUACGGUCCAGGUCAUUACGCGAAAGCGUAUAUGAAAGGUGACGUCUCCACCGUGAGCCGUCGACGUGGCUUCGACGAAGAUACGUUGACACAGGAUUGCAACAAACUUAAGGACGACAUCGCGGAGCUCAGAAAAAUUUGCGAGAAAAAUCAGGCUCUCCUUCGAGAGCUUGCAAAGAUACACGAUGCGAACAAAUAUCUAGAAGAUCUAUUUUUCUCAGUCACACCUUCGAGCCUCCUGCAAGCUAAACAUCCAUCAUCGCGACAUAUCUCGAGAGGCGAUAGUAUUGUACGAAAAAACACAAACGCAACGGAGACAAAGUCGGCAAUGAAGAUGAGAGAAGACACUCCGGGACGUGACGUGGUAGCUGAAGAAAAGAACGACAAGGAGAACAUGAACACGCGGAGAAAGAUAGCAACGGUCGAGUUUGUUUUAGUUAUCGCAAAUGACUCGAACGAGAUACAAAAUCGUAGAAUCUUGAAUUUGGGUAAUUCGAAGAAGUUACUGAAUUACAGGCAAACCGAUAAAAUAAAAUUGACAUGUAAAGUUUGCCAAGUUUGUCUCUCCGCGAAUAUGGACGAUCAAAAUGCACGAAACGCCAGCGCAAAGGUGGACAACCUCGAAAUGGACUUCUUGAAGAUACCGAUCAUCAACGAGAACAGGCAGCACGUAUAUUCUACUAGAAGCUUAAACGGACGUCACAAGGACGAGAUUCUCGCUGUGAGAUUAGCUUCCACCUAUAGGUCCUUGAGGUAUACGUAUGACACGGAAGAUAAUCCGCGGAGGAUCGCAAACGACGACAGAGCUGUGCCAGAGCCCGAGGCCAAUCAAAUCGAGAUCGACGCCGGCGAUCCACCGCCAGCCGACGAGUCUCUCUUCUUCGACAACCUGGAGUACGGUAAACAUCCCUAUGUGAACGGCGCUAAGCUCAAAUCGAUUAUAUGGUCCAUCGUCAGUCCGGCGGAGACGAGGCUGCUGCUGCACAUGGAGAAGUGCGAUACGCUGCCGGAUGCAUGCAAGAACGAGAAACUGCGGAACGUCGCUUACAUCUGGGCGUCUUAUCGCGGUCUACUGCACCUUCUGCCGCAGCUGGAGAAAGCUGGUGCGCAAUACGACUACAUAGAGUCGCGUUCCGGCGUGAACGCUCUCCUGGCGGCUUCAUUGAACGAUAAAGUAGCAUGUGUGGAGUAUCUCAUCGGGAAAGGUGCCGACGUGAACUAUGAGAACUCGAUCAGCCACUACACGACGCUUCACGUCGCGGCUCUUGGAAAUAGCUGGCACGCCGCUGCUACCUUACUGGACUACGGCGCAAAACUGAAUCACUCCUGUCAGGAAAUAGUCGAACCCGUCCUGCACAGUGCUGUCAGGACGAAGGCCGUGGAAACGGUGAAAUUAUUGCUUGAGCGCGGCGCCAGCGUGGUCGAGAAAAAUCAUUUGGGCCAAACGCCGUUGCACGUAGCCUGUUCCGUACAGUCAAUACCCUGCGUCGAACUGCUAUCGGCCGCUGCGGCCAUUGCCAAUAUCAACGCCGUGGACAGAGAACACCGGACACCCCUGCACUUCGCCGUGAUGAGCACCGACUCGUCCGUCGAACUGGUGCAGCUGUUGCUAAAACGCGGUGCUCUGGUGAACGCCGCUGACAAGGCCGGCUUUACGCCACUUCACAUCGCUGCCUUGAACGAGCAGUCGCGGUGUGUCGACGCGCUAAUCUGGGCCGGCGCCGAUAUCAGCGCGACCACGUUCACCGGGCUGUCCGCAUUGAACAUCAUCUUGAAAAAGAUUCCAGAAUCCUUACAUGUGUUCCGGCAACGACUGGACGCUUCCAUCAGGCUGACCCGGCCGAUGUCGCACAAUCGAGAGUUCGAAAUGAAGUUGCACUUCGACAUUCUCUUCCCCAGUAACAAUCAUUGCGAGACCAGUUUCAUAAACACCUUCGUGCAGGAACAUCGGAAGGAUCUGCUGUCGCAUCCGCUGGUUAUGGCUUUUCUGCACCUGAAAUGGGAGAAGAUUCGUAAGCUCUAUCUGUUGAGAAUAUUCUUGUACGCAAUGACGAUAAUAUGCAUGACCACUUACGUGUUAACCGCAUUGGCCUACAAGUGUUACAAUCACGAGACUAGCAACUCCAAAUUUUGCAGUAGCAAAAAGGCCUCCUUCCUCUUCAAACGAUCUGUUAUAGAAAUGGAGUGGUAUCUUGCAUUGGCGUUAACAUGUAUCACCAUACCGCGGAAGAUAAUCGGUUUCAUGGUCUAUAAAUCGGCGGUUCAAUACUUCUCCAACAUCGACAACGUACUGGACGGUAUAGUGAUAGUCAGCAUAUUUGUCACGUCCUUCAUUUAUACCGGGCGCACCUACGACUGGCAAAACUAUGUGGGCGCGUUCGCCAUACUCUGCGCAUGGACCAACCUGAUGCUAAUGGUGGGCCAACUACCUGCUUUCGGCACCUACGUCGCCAUGUUCACUCAUAUCCAAUUUGAAUUCGCUAAACUUCUACUAGCAUACUCAGGAUUGCUGAUCGGCUUCACUAUUAGCUUCUGCGUGAUAUUCUCGGGUGAGCCCGCGUUCGGCAAUCCUUUCACCGGUCUAAUCAAGGUCCUGGCGAUGAUGGCCGGCGAGCUGGACUUUGAGGGGCUCAUCAGUCAGUCGGACAAGCCAGCGAGCGGUUCUUUUGUCAUUUAUCAUCCUCUGUCGGUGUGCUCGCAAAUUCUCUUCACGCUAUUCAUAGUGUUCGUCACCGUUAUUUUGAUGAACCUGUUGGUCGGUAUCGCCGUGCAUGAUAUACAGGGUCUGAGGAACCAUGCUGGACUCACAAAGUUAGUAAGACAGACAAAACUGAUACUCUUCACAGAGAUGAUUCUACACAACGCGACGAUCCCGUACGCUUUCCGCAAAUGGAUGUCGGAUCAUAAGAUUGACGUUGAAAACCGGAAACGAGUGCUCAUAGUGAAGCCGCUUAAUCCUCUGGAGAAACGAUUGCCUAAAGAUAUAUUGAAAGCCGCUUAUGAAAUAGCACAGAAGAAUAUCCCCUUCAUGAACGACGAUGUCAGCUUGAGCGAUCAUGUCGCUUGGAUAAAACGGCAAAACGAGGAGUUGUCCGACACUGCUGUGCACACGGCGAUUGAGAAACUGAUCACUACGGUGAAAGUGAACGAAGAUGCUGUGAAAUUGUUGAAAGUAGAAUUAAUAGAAAUGAACAAAAUGUUGAAAACUCUUUUAACGACGUUAACAAGAGGAGAGUGUACCUCAUCAUGAACUAAAUGAUCUGCCAUGAACAAGACGAUUUGUCGGUUAUAUUUCCGUUAUUAUUCACAGACAUGAUCGAUAAAGUGGACAUCGAAGCUACGCUUACUGGUGGAGGGCCUACUGGUCAAUCGGGUGCUAUGCGUUGGGGUAUUGCCUGGGGCUUGCGUAGCUUUGUUGAUAAACCAAUGAUCG